Molecule: messenger RNA, 855 nt
Organism: Plasmodium yoelii
Lineage: Eukaryota; Apicomplexa; Aconoidasida; Haemosporida; Plasmodiidae
Product: PIR protein
Exons: 3
Coding region: 1-855 (284 amino acids)
Source: RefSeq, a predicted model, not a curated record
AUGGAUGCCGAUAUAUGUAAAACGUUCACUCCUUUAAGGAACGUGAUUUUCAAUUCGGACGAUGGUAUAAGUUAUCGAUUUACAGAUGAUAAUGAUUACAAAGAUUACUGUACUGGUGGAAAUUGUAAUGAUGAUACCGAUAAAAUGAAUGCUAGAUGUUUACAUAUUUUUGAUGCAUUAUUUAAGGAUAAGUCUGAGUUUGAAACAGAUGCAAAAGGAAACAUCUAUAUUGUUCAAUACAUUUUGAUAUGGUUAAGUUAUGUGUUCAGCCUGAUCAAAAGUGAAGAAAAAGGCAGUCUAAAUGAAUUUUAUAAUAAAUAUAUAGAAACUGGCGAUAGCUAUAAAAAGGAAAUAAACGAGGUUACUAAUAAAAAUUAUAAGGAUCUUAUAGAUAAAAAUAAAUAUAUUUUAAGUAUGGAUAAGAGCAUUAUAUCUAAAUUAUAUGAUGUAUUUAGUACAUUAUGUAACAUAUAUAUUGAGGUUGAUGGAAGCAACUCAAAUUGCGAGAAAUCUUCUGAAAAAGCUAAUCAAUUUGUUGAAACAUAUAAAAAAAUUAUCAUAGAUCAUAACAUUGGUGAAAAUAUCCACUAUUUUUAUGUAUUGAUUAAUUUAUUAACUGAUUAUGACAAUUUAAAAAAAAAAUGUGAAAAAUUCCCAUCCACUCCAGAUAUAAAAAAAAUAAUUUCUGAACAUGUUUCUGAAGCUACAUCAAGUUCGAUAACAAGCAAAUUAAUUCCAAUUUUGUCGAUAUUAGUUGCAAUACCAAUUUUCUUGGGAAUUGCUUAUAAGUAUUCGUUAUUUGGAUUUCGGAAACGAUUUCAAAAACAACAUUUAAGAGAAAAGCUAAAAAAAUAA